Molecule: messenger RNA, 902 nt
Organism: Ruditapes philippinarum (Manila clam)
Lineage: Eukaryota; Metazoa; Mollusca; Bivalvia; Venerida; Veneridae
Exons: 2
Coding region: 78-902 (274 amino acids)
Source: RefSeq, a predicted model, not a curated record
CGCGGAUGCGCAGGCUGGUCUGGAUCCAUGCUGGUCGCAAACUCAUUAUGUUGGUUUUGUCGUGACGCGGCUCAAUUAUGUUUAUAAUAUUUCAGGUGAUAAGCCAGUUACAAAAAUCAUGCGGGACGUGGCAACACCUUCUUACUGUCGACAACAAUGGAUACAUUUUAUUUGGAAAUUUUGAAAGCUUAAAGACAAGAGUUUUAAACGGGGCAAAAUUAAAAGUUAUUGCAAAACGAGGCGAUAUUAUACUUGCCUUUGAGAUCAACACUGUGCUUAGCAAUGAUCAAGUGAUAUGUGCCCAAUCAAUGAUGUAUCUUACUUUCGUGGGAAAAUGGACAUCGUAUUUUAUGUGUACCAAUGGUCGGGUUUAUACUGUUAAAUUUGUCAUGAACAACACAGAAAGUGAAUCUUUACCGGAACUGAAGGAUAUAAAGAAUAUAGAUUGGUUUGUGUUAGACAAUGUCUGCCAACGAGAAAUGUUAAAUGAAACUAGUAAGCCGCACAUGAGAUUUCACGAUCGGCACGUACCUUCAAUCACUGUUUUACAAUUCAAUGCUCUUUUUGCGAAAGUAAAUUAUCAAACAUUCCUGGACGUAGCUGAAAACUAUAUUGAGGUCAAUGCCUAUGGAGAGAUAUCAUCAACUUGUAUAAAUGGAGAAUUUGAACUUGACAAAGAUUUUGCUUGGAAAAGUUCUAAAUAUUACUUCUCACAUGCUGUUAAUGAACUGAGAUGUUCAAUAAAUAGACAUAUACCAUGUACAUACAGUGAACAUAGAGUGCACCAAAAUAUGUUUAUAAAUGAAAACUGGGAAGAGGCAUUUGUAACAACCCUUUCGGGAGAUGUAGAAUUCGGGAACUUUGAUCAUUUAAGGACAAAAAUUUUGCAAGGCAUAAUGUGA